Molecule: messenger RNA, 5680 nt
Organism: Aedes albopictus (Asian tiger mosquito)
Lineage: Eukaryota; Metazoa; Arthropoda; Insecta; Diptera; Culicidae
Exons: 3
Coding region: 450-1454 (334 amino acids)
Source: RefSeq, a predicted model, not a curated record
CAUUAUCUGUUAAGGAAGAACAAGAUACACACAUCAAUAAAAAAAUAUACUCAGGUGAAACAUUACGUUGUCGUAUGAAGAGCCAACCUAAUGUAAGGUAGAUAGUGGCGUGAAUGAAAAUUGGUGGAACUGCGGAGACACAAGUGCAGAUUACCUAACAUAAGGAGCUAUACACCAAUAACAUAUUAGUGGUUGAUGGUGCGAAUUUGUUUAGUCUUAAUCCGCUUGUCACUGAGUGCAGGUCAGCCUGUUAAGAUUUUCUAAUGGCUUCUCAUAUCUUCGGGAUAUUAACCAACAUCCAUGAAUUAAAAAUGUGAAGCAUGGUGCUAAUUAUUUUUCUAGUAGUGAAUAAAAGUGUGAUAUUUAGUGGAUGUAAAGUGCUACAGUGUUACUUAUGAGAUUUAGCAUUUCUACUGUUUUAUAUUGUGGUGAAACUCGAUAGUAAAAAAAUGCAUAAAACUACGCAAACGCUUACUGACCGCCUAAAUGGAGAACCUAGCAGUAGAACAGUGUACAGUUUAACGGACACUGACCAAAAUAGCAACAAAUUAAUCGAAAAGUGUGAUAGUAUAGUGAUAGAAGAAAUUGUGAGUUCUCUCCGGAAGCGCGCUGCAAUGAAUCACCUCAAGAAAAACCAAAACUUGUUACGACGAGUUUCACGAACGUCUCGUGGGAUCUACAACAUUGUCACUAUUUUGUUUUGCCUCAUUUCAAUAGUACAAACCCGGCCAAACAGUGGUUCCUCACAUGUUUAUUGGUACAACAAUCCCUGCCAUCACAGCAGCAACCAAAAUUACGAAUUUACACGAUAUAGCGUCACCAAAGAUGACAUGACAAGGAUAAAGGAGCAGCUCAACACAUCACUUGGGUCGGUGGAAGAGUCCGUAAAAAAUUUUACUACUACAAUUUUUGGAAGCUCAAUAAAGGAUUUUCUCGACGAAUGGCACAACACCGGUUACAGUUACGUACAGUCGCUACACAAAGGAUUGGUUUCUCCGAGAAAACUUUCCAACAACUCUCUGGAUGAAAUUCUUAAAGACCUGGAAAUGAAAGAAAUAACAGCUGUACACGAAGAAUUCUAUAGACUGAUGAAGGACUAUUUGAAGUAUUACCGCCGCGUAGCUAAAGCCAUUGAUCAAAUGAAGCACGAAAUUCAGGAAAACCGUAUCAAAUAUGAUCAAGAACGCUUAAUGUUGUUGAAUUACAUCAGGGAAGAUGUGCGAAUAAAUCUCAAGCAAGUAUUGUGUGAAAUUUAUGAAUGCGUCCUAAAAAUAGAUCAAGACUUUGUAUUGAACAUCAUAAAAGAAGAUGAAACCUUAGAGUGGAAAGAAGAUUACUCCGACGAGAUGAACCGACAUCUCCGCGAUGGUUUUAUUUACGGAGAUGUAGUCAAUACACUGGAACAUAUUCUGCAGUUUAUGAGAGCAUACGAGAAAGUUUGGAACGGAAUUUGAAAUUCUAGAAUCGCCGAUUCUGUGUAGGUAUAUAUCGUGAACAAAGAAAAGGUCAUGAAAUUACGAUAUUGAGUUUUUUUUAAUUUAUUUAUCUUACAACGCUUAAAGCUCUUAUGUGAUCCAUCCCAGUUUUCUGAAAACGGUUUAAAUAGUUUGUAAUAUCUAGACCAAAUAUACAAAUCAUUAUUCAUAUUACGAAACUGUGUAAAUAGAGUAUAAAAACCUGCGUUACAUGUAAGCUUAAAAAGCCAUGACAAGAUAGCAUUUAGUAACUAUACAUAAGCUCCAAAACCCCUCGCUAACCUGUGUGUAGAUUAUGACAUCUAUAUGUAGGUAGUUUACAUAGUUAUUUAUUCAUUUAUUAAUUUAUUUUAUUUAUUUAAACCUAUUUAUGUACAAAAUGAGAAAUCAAAAUAAACAAAGUUCGCAGCUUAUAGUGCAUUAAAAUCUCUAGUGGGCAAUUGCUGGAACCAAACCGCCAUUUACAUAAAAUAUAUGAUUUUGAGCUUUUUCCGGUUUAUUCUUUAAAAUAAUUGCUUCGGUUGAGUAAAAUUGAUGUACCCUUUAUUAGCCAAGGGGGGCUGACAAGAUGACAAAGUGGUGGGUUUUCGUUAAUUUUUUUUGUCAUUCAUGUCAUAAUAUCCUUAAAAAAGUUCGAUGUAUCAUGGUUAAAAACUUCACAUUCUUAUGAACGAAGUAGGUAUAUAUAGGCUCAGUAUACCAGUUAUGGCUAUAGUACCUCAAAUUCGCAAUAGUUGAUUUUCAACCAUUGCAGAUGCAAAUCAGCAAGAAAAAAAUUGUGAACAACAGAUCACGUUCACAAAUGAUGUUUGCAAUCAUUCAAACUUUAUAAUUUGCUGAAAUUAUGAUAGAAAUAAAUCAUUUUCCUUAACAUUGCGGCUUCCUUCCACCCUAAUUCUUCUUCUUUUUGUAUAGAGAGUUUUCCUUAGGUAGUGCGAUAACUGGUACAGGCACCCUAUUCUCCCUACAUGUUUUUAAGAGGGAAUUGUUUUGUCAGCCAUCUAAGAUUCGACGGCCAUUGAAUAUUAUCUGAGCGUGUUUUGCUAUAUUUUCAACCACAAUAUGAACAUUUAACUCAUUUAAUGCAUUGCACAGUGGAAAAAUAGGUAUAAAACGCGAAUAAAUUUAAUAUCUCUGCUCGGAGUGGAUGGAUUCGAAUGAAUUUUCGACACAAACUGCAAAAACCUCUACAGUUUCAGAUAAGGAGGGUGUCAUUCACCACACGAUGCUGGAAAUCAGUGAAUUUAGCUCGUUUUACCCCACUCUCUCUAUCAUACACCUUUUUGAGAAAAUCCUCAUCUAUUCCCAGGGAGGGUGCAGGCCCGUCAAACUCGAACAAACUACGCCUACCUAACAUGCAUCGAGCGGGCCUUCCCAAACAACACAAUGCGAUUUCGCGGGCCACCCCCAUCGACAAAACAAACCGAUUUCCAAGCAGGAUUCAACUAGACUUCUGGUCGCGUUGCCAGUCACACUAACACACUCGCAAAAGAUGAGCAGUAGGCCUACCUUGCCGCAUGCGGGUCUCCUGUCUAUUCCCGACUGGCGCGCAAAAUAAUUGACUUAUUUAAAUCGUAUUUGUGUAAAAACUUCCAUAGUAUUGGCAAUUUAACAUAGGGCUCUUAUCGAUUGCGUUCCACUCCGGGCGGAGGUACAUGUGAAAUUUCAAAGAAAUAGGGGAUAUCGGGGUUAUUUGAAGAUAUUUCAAUUUUUAAAGCCGUGCGGUGUGCCAAAUCAGCUCCAUUCGGUACUAUGGAAGUUUUUCCACAAUCACGACUUAAAAAAUAAUUUAUUUAUUUCUUCGAGAAAGGUGGAAAAGAGAGAGAGUGGGGUAAAACGAGCUAAAUACAGAAUUUUACAGUUUGCGUCAAAAAUUGAAUGAAUUUCACUCCGAGUAGAUACUGAAUUUUUUCGCGUUUUAUACCUAUUUUUUCCUAUUGUGCAUUGUAACACGCGCAUCUAUCUGUGAUUAUAGGAGUCACAUGCAUGCUUCUCUGCCCCACGCCUACAAUAAAAUAUAAAUGGUGAAGAAUCAGAGACUGUUUCCCGUCACAGUAAAUGCACCAAAAUCUUAUAAGCCUGAUUUCUUCACCUCAGCUUAUACCUUAAACUUAGUGUUUGAAAAAAGCGACGGCUCUCAGUUUUCCAAUAGGUAGUUUUCACUGUAUUCUAAAAUACGCGUUUUUCUGAUAAAUUUAAAAUGGUCGAAUCCAGGAUUGCUAACACAUUUCUUGCCACCUAAAAUUAAAAAUACAUACCUUUACAUCAUAUAAUAGUUAUUUUUAUAACUAGUUGCAAAAAUUAGAUUUUUUCAGCACGAGUCGUACAUUUAUCCAACGAGGCUUGCCGAGUGCUGAAGAAUCCAGUUUUGCAACGAGUUCCAUACAAAAUUUUAUGUAAUGAUUUUUUUUUCAUUUCACAACUCAUUUGAGUUGCAUAAUGUUCAUAAUGCAACCCAAAUGAGUUGUAUUAUGAACAGCGUUCGGAAUUUUCGCUCAUUCUCACGAAAAUAGAAUUCUGCCUCACGUCAAUUUUCAGCGAUAAUCUGGCUUGAGAAAUCUCCCGCAGAAAGAGGAGAGUGAAAAUAUAUUUUCACUCACUCCCAAAGCAGCGAGAAUUUCGUUUACCCGUCGUCAGUGAUGGAAAACAGUGAGGAAUGCAGCUGAGUAGACACAAACGCAAAGCUAUCCUACUCGUGAACAACAGAAGCCAGAAUAUAUUCGCACUUCAUUCACUCGCGAGCUAACGAAGCUGGUCGCACUCGUGAUUGAUUCGCGAAGCAGCUCUGAACAUUUUUCAAUAUGUUGAGAAAACGAACUUAAACGGCCGACAGAUUAACUUUUCAGGAACAAUAAAGCACAAAACACUACUAUCCGAUGGAUAAUCACUUGUUUUGCUUUUAAAAUCGCACUAAAAUGCAAUUCCCGCAUUUCCACUUGUUCUUCGCGAAUAAAAAUUCAUGAGUGUUUUUGUUUUUGUUUUGCUUCAUAAUCGUGAAGCAAGCGGGUGCGAAUAAACUCACACACGGCUUACUCUCGGCACCGUGAGUAAACCGUUUGUUGCUUUUACACUCGCGAGUUGAUUCACGAUGAGAGUGUUUCCAUCUCUGCCCGUCGUCAGCCGAUCAUGUUGUCUUUCCAUGACUCCUAUGACGCCGAAGAUGAUUGGUCUUAUGCAGUAAAUUUUCUAAUCCCACUGUGUGGUUGGCGUGGUGCUGUGGAUAGAGUGUGCGUGUCGCGGUUGUUUUUGGUAAUGUUCCAUGUUCGAAUCCCGUCGCUGGCACAAUUUUUGUUAAUCUGCUUUGAAAAGAUUUUCGCGAGAAUUGGGUGAGUGAAAAUUUAACAGAACGAAAAGAAAAUAUCCGCAGAUUGAAGCGAUUUUCAGUUAUCCAUGAAUCGCUGCUCUCGAAAGAAGUGCUGGAGGGGAAAACUGUUCCUCAAAAUAGUGAAAAUAAGCUCUCUCGCCGCUGUGAGAAUAGCAUAUUUCGUAUCGCUAAAACGAAAAUUGCUAACCCUGAUUAUGAACAUUAUGCAUCUAUUUUUCAUUAUGCAAUCCCUUUCAGUUGCAUAAUGAACCAGAUCGGAAAAAAUGACCAUCAUGAUACCAAAAUGAGUUAAAUAAAAUAGAAAUAAUGAUACUGAAUUGUAUAAAAGUAUUUUUUGUCAUGAUACACCCAAAAUUUUCAAGAUAUUACGACUCAAAAAUAGGAUAGUAGAAAAAGUGUGAUUUUUACUUGUUUAUUAACCCUUGGCAAGUAAUGAUUUCAUUAAUUUGAUUUUAGAAAAAUAAUUUGAUUGUUAUUUUAUCUCAUUCUAACGAAUACACAUGGACAACAUGAAAUCCCAGACUUUAUGUAGUGACAUGGUUUCAGUGAGAAUUUUUCUAGUUCAAUAUAUUUGAAAUAUGAAAAGCUCAUUCAUUCGGCAUUCCACACGCUCAGAUAAAUGUUCAAAGUGGCUAUGCUCUUUUUUGUCGCGUUUGAUAAGUCGACUCUUUUCAGAAUAAAACGAAGAAAACAUUCGAUUGUUAGAUUAGAUUGGAAAGAAAGUGUUUGAAAACAUAAUCAAAUUUUCAAGAUAUCAUGCAAAUCUGACGCAAAGAAAGAUUAAAGUUGAUUUAUUACAGAGAUUUUCAGAAUACGAUCAGAUUAAUGAUGUUUCAAGUUUUUCCUAAAGAAUUGUAAACGACGAAAAAAGGGAUCAUUU